AGGGGUAUUUUAUAGAAAGAAUCUGGGAGCCCUCGGAGUUUGGCGUGCCAGGGAGUUCUGGGUGAAUUCCCUGGGGGUACUGAGGGGCGGCUCUCUGCCUUUCACGAAUGGGCUUGCGCCAGCCAGUGUGGGCUAUCGCCACGCACCAUUCCUUUAAUGCCACACGCGAGAACUUCUGUUCCUCACCCCGGUGAUGUCUUCAUUGUGAUGAGAUGUUGGUCCACCUGCUUAAAAUGUGGAGCAGGCAUUCGUUGUAGCAGUCCCACUCCACAGGACCAGACUCAGGCUGGCACCAUGGCCAAGUUCACAGUGAAGGUUUCCACCGGAAAGGCCUUCGGGGCUGGCACGUGGGACAAAGUGUCCAUCAGCAUCGUGGGGACCCUGGGGGAGAGCCCCCCACUGCCCCUGGACCAUUUCGGCAAGGAGUUCACCGCGGGCGCUGAGGAGGACUUCGAAGUGACGCUGCCCCAAGAUGUGGGCCCUGUGCUGCUGCUGCGUCUGCACCUGGCGCCCCCCGCGCUGUCCCGCCCGCUCUGCCUCGCGGCGGCCGGCGACGCCUGGUUCUGCCGCUGGGUCCAGCUCACGCCGCCGGGAGGUGCCCCGCUGCGCUUCCCCUGCUACCAGUGGCUCGAGGCGCCGAGUAGCCUGGCGCUGCGGGAAGGGGCAGCCAGAGUCUCACGGGCCGACCAGCACCCCGCGCUCUGGCAGCAGCGGCAAGAGGAGCUGCAGGCCCGGCGCCAGGCGUACGGCUGGAAGACUUACCUCCCUGGCUGGCCUCACUGCCUCAACGAGGUGACGGUGAAAGACCUGGACCUCAACCUCAAAUACCCUGCAGCCAAGAACGCCGCCUUCUACCUGAACAUCGGCUCUGUGGUGGCAGAGCUGAAGAUCAAGGGGCUGCUGGACCGCAAAGGGCUCUGGAGGAGCCUCCGGGAGAUGAGAAGAAUAUUCAACUUCCACAGGACGCCAGCCAUUGAGUACGUGUUUGACCACUGGCAGGAAGACGCCUUCUUUGCCUCCCAGUUCCUGAAUGGCCUCAACCCUGUCCUGAUCCGCCGCUGCCGCCACCUCCCAAAGAACUUCCCAGUCACCGAUGCCAUGGUGGCCCCCGUGCUGGGCCCCGGGAGCAGUCUGCAGGCUGAGCUAGAGAGGGGCUCCCUGUUCUUGGUGGACCACGGCAUCCUCUCCAGUAUCCGUACCAAUGUCGUUAAUGGGAGGCCUCAGUUCUCUGCAGCGCCCUUGACCCUGCUACACCAGCGCCCGGGGCGUGGGCCCUUGGUGCCGCUCGCCAUCCAGCUCAGCCAGACCCCUGGGCCCAAUAGCCCCAUCUUCCUGCCCAGCGACGACAAGUGGGACUGGCUGCUGGCCAAGACCUGGGUGCGCAACGCCGAGUUCUCCGUACACGAGGCCCUCACGCAUCUGCUGCAGGGACACCUGCUGCCCGAGGUCUUCACGCUGGCCAUGCUGCGCCAGCUGCCCCACUGCCACCCGCUCUUCAAGCUGCUGAUCCCGCACACACGGUACACCUUGCACAUCAACACACUGGCCCGUGAGCUGCUCAUCGCUCCGGGGCAGGUCGUGGACAGGUCCACAGGCCUCGGCAUCGGAGGCUUCUCCGAGCUGAUACAGAGGAACAUGGAGCAGCUGAGCUAUGCCACCCUGUGUCUGCCGGAAGAUAUCCGAGCCCGAGGAGUUGAAGACCUCCCGGGCUACUACUACCGGGAUGACGGCAUGCAGAUCUGGGGGGCGAUGGAGCGUUUUGUCUCCGAAAUAGUCGGCAUCUACUACCCGAGCGAUGCAGCAGUACAGGAUGACCAGGAGCUCCAGGCCUGGGUGAGAGAGGUCUUCACCAAGGGCUUCUUAUCCCGGGAGAGCUCAGGUGUACCCUCCUCACUGGAGACCCGGGGAGCCCUGGUGCAGUACGUCACCAUGGUGAUAUUCACCUGCUCAGCCAGGCACUCCUCUAUCAGCGCAGGGCAGUUUGACUCCUGUGCAUGGAUGCCCAAUCUGCCGCCCACCAUGCAGCUGCCCCCGCCCACCUCCAAAGGCCAGGCAACACCUGAGGGCUUCUUAGCCACCCUCCCGCCAGUCAAUGCCACGUGCGACGUCGUCGUUGCCCUCCGGGUGCUGAGCAAGGAGCCUGGAGUCCGAAGGCCGCUGGGCACGUACCCGGAUGAGCACUUCACGGAGGACGCCCCGCGGCGCAGCAUCGCCGCCUUCCAGAGCCGCCUGGCCCAGAUCUCGAGAGACAUCCGGGAGCGGAACCGGGGCCUGGCGCUGCCCUACGCCUACCUGGACCCGCCGCUCAUCGAGAACAGCGUCUCCAUCUAAAUCCCCGGAGAACACAGCCCCUCGUGGCAAACUCCUUUGACCACAUUGCUUACUCUAGGCUAACGGACACCAGGGAAAAGACUCCCCCAGAAAAACAGGCCCCAUUAUACUCACUCCCCACCACCCGGAGAAACAAAAUCAAAACCGAGAAGCCAUAAGCCGACGGAGGACAGAAUGCCCCACAGCGCCCUGCCAGGGUUUUGUUUGCUUUGGCUCCCGGUGGUGGCAAGUGCAUGAUCCCGGCCUCUGACCACUGCUGGUGGACCGCAAGGUCACUUGACUCAAGGGCAGUCACUGUUUAGGCAGCUCAGCCACACGAGGAAUGGUUCUGCCCAAACUCGGCCUGGUGGGCAGGCGUGUGGCUCCCUCAUUAAGAUGCCAUUUGGGACACCUGCCUCUCACAUUGGAGUGCCUGAGUUCCAGUCCCGGCUCCUCCUCCAAUUCCAGCUUCCUGCAAAUGUGCACCCUGGGGGGAGCAGCUCACGGCUUAAGUGCUUGGGUCCCUGCCACCCAUAGAGGAGAGCUGGACUGGGUUCCCAGCUCCUGGCUUUGACCUGGCUCGGCCCAGCUGUUGCAGACAUUUGAAGUGAACCAGCAGAUGGGAAAGAGACCUCUCUCUCUCUGACCUCUGCCUUUUAAAUAAAAGUAAAAUAAGUAGGGGCCGGCGCCGUAGCUCACUAGGUUAAUCCUCCACCUGUGGCGCCAGCAUCCCAUCUGGGUGCUGGGUUCUAGUCCCAGUUGCUCCUCUUGCAAUCUGGCUCUCUGCUAUGGCCUGGGAGGGCAGUGGAGGAUGGCCCAAGUGCUUGGGCCCUGCACCCACAUGGAGACCUGGAAGAAGCACCUGGCUCUUGGCUUCAGAUCGGUGCAGCGCGCCGGUCAUAGUGGCCACUUGCGGGGUGAACCAAUGGAAAAACGGAAGACCUUUCUCUCUGUCUCUCUCUCUCACUGUAUAACUCUGCCUGUCAAAUAAAAAAAAAUUAAAAAAAAAUAAAUAAAUAAAAGUAAAAUAAGUAAAGAAUAAU
Molecule: messenger RNA, 3353 nt
Organism: Oryctolagus cuniculus (rabbit)
Lineage: Eukaryota; Metazoa; Chordata; Mammalia; Lagomorpha; Leporidae
Source: RefSeq, a predicted model, not a curated record